AUGAUCAAUGGAGAUGAUUCUGGUCGUGACUCCAUGUUCAGAAUUUGCAACACUCGAUACCUAAACGACCUAAAACCACUCGCACGGCGACAUCGGCCCCCGCACGACUGUGCAACCUUGUGGAUGCCAAAUCGCAAAAACACACAAACCCGGCUCUCUUGGCGAUCUCGACAGCAUCUCCCAGCGGCUCAAUUAUGGACCUCCGUUCCUAGCUCCCCAAGAUCGGCAGCAAGAUCCAUUCUUCCCUUUUCUGCAAAACGAGACUGCUCUUCUUCCUCAAACCCCCGCCCAGCACUGUCGCAGACAUCCGGUCCAGCGCAGUGUUCUCAUACUCAAACACCGCAGUCGAAAGGAUUCUGGAAAAUGGCAGAGCCAAGUACGCCAAAGGAGGUACGCAAGUACUUGCAGCAGAGCCAUGAUCGCAUCUUUGAGAACAAUAAGAAAUGGGCCGAGGAGAUGAGGAAGAAGAAGCCAGAGUUCUUCAAGGACUUGAGUGCUGGCCAGUCGCCCGAGUAUUUGUGGAUUGGCUGCUCCGACUCGCGCAUCCCCGCCGAAGCCAUCACCGGGCUCGAGCCCGGUGAAAUGUUCAUCCACCGCAACAUUGCCAACCUUGUCAACAACAUCGACCUCAACGUCAUGUCCGUCGUCAACUACGCGGUGCGCCACCUCAAAGUAAAGCACAUUGUCGUGUGCGGGCAUUACGGCUGCGGCGGCGUCAAAGCCGCCAUGACGCCCAAGGACAUGGGCCUGCUCAACCCCUGGCUGCGCAACAUCCGCGACGUCUACCGCCUCCACCAAAAGGAAAUGGACGACGUGAUUGCGCAUGGCGGCACCGAGGAGGACAAGUACAAUAAGUUGGUGGAGCUCAAUGUGAUUGAGCAGUGUCGCAAUGUGAUCAAGACGGCGGCGGUGCAGCAGUGUUGGGCCGAGAAUGAGUUUCCGGUUGUGCAUGGGUGGGUGUUUGGGUUUGAGGAUGGCUUGCUCAAGGAUUUGAAGUUUGAUCAUGAGGGCCAGCUCAGGGAGAUUCAGAAGAUUUAUGACUUGACCAAGGAUGCGUAA
Plenodomus lingam JN3 is the source of this 1059-nucleotide messenger RNA. RefSeq lists its product as uncharacterized. Gene Ontology annotation, cellular component: cytoplasm. Gene Ontology annotation, biological process: cellular response to carbon dioxide; cellular response to oxidative stress; carbon utilization. NCBI's taxonomy places the organism in Eukaryota, Fungi, Ascomycota, Dothideomycetes, Pleosporales, Leptosphaeriaceae. The record is from RefSeq and is a predicted model, not a curated record. Gene Ontology annotation, molecular function: zinc ion binding; carbonate dehydratase activity.